Messenger RNA from Gavia stellata (red-throated loon), 1401 nucleotides. It is a transcript of the gene BPIFB6, whose product is annotated as BPI fold containing family B member 6. The coding region runs from base 1 to 1401 and encodes 466 amino acids. The record is from RefSeq and is a predicted model, not a curated record. Gene Ontology annotation, molecular function: lipid binding. Lineage: Eukaryota; Metazoa; Chordata; Aves; Gaviiformes; Gaviidae. The transcript has 17 exons.
AUGAGCAGUUCUGGUUCUUGUAAAGAGGAAGGCUUAGCGCCCCGCUUGGCCCACAUACUCCUCUGGCUGGCAUGGUCGGGAGGAGCUGAUGACCCGGGAGCUGUCAUCAGGAUCGAUCUUGGAAUGAUCGACCGCGCCAUCUCCACUGCUUGGAAUGAGAGUGAUGUUCUGCAGAAACUGGCAGAGGAAGCUGCAAAAAAAAAGCCAAACGCCAAACCCAUCAAAGGCAUCUCAGGGCUAAAAGUGAAAGAUCUCUGUCCCCCAGUGAUUUCGCUGGCACUCUUGCCGGGCUCGGGGCUCUUCAUGGCCGUCUUAGUCCAAAUGACCGUUGCUGGGAAAAGCUUUACAGGUGGAAACGUGGAAAUCGCUCUGGCCGCAAACCUGACGGCCGGUAGCCGGCUGUGGCAGGACGCCGCGGGCAUCCCCAGGUUCAGCUCCAGGAACUGCCACAUCGCUCUCGUUAGCGUUAAAACCAACCUCCCCGGCAGCAUGCUGCCCAAAGUCACGAGCAAGUUUCUGGACAGCACCCUUCAGAAAGUGCUGCCAGGUCUGCUGUGUCCAGCCGUGGAUGUGGUGCUCAACCUUGUGAAUGCAAAAUUCACCACCAUGACUUCCGAGAUCCCUCUUGGGACUGCUGGGACCCUCUGGUACGCUCUGCUGAACCCCCCAAUGACAAGUGAAACUUUCAUAGAGCUGGAUUUGAAGACCAUUCUCCACCAAAAGGAGGGAAAGGAGGUUGACCUUCCCAUGGACCACCCAUCUCUUGCUUCUCUGCCACCAAAGAGGGAUGCUGCUACCCAGCUCAUCCUGUCUGCAAACUUCCUGAGUGCGGAGCUCUCUGUUCUGCAGGCGUCCUUCAACCUGGACAUCAGCAAUAACAUGGUUCUUGGGCUUCCCCCGCUGGUGACCACAAUGCUUGGAGCCCUCAUCCCUGAGAUUUCCAGGGUGCUGCCUCCAUCGCACCCAGUGGUGAUUGAAAUGCGAGAAGCGAAAGCACCAGUGGUGACCAUAACCACAGACAAAAGCUUUGUGCAGCUCUUCAGCACCGCCGAAUUUUGGGUUUCGCCUUCAAACUCUGCUCCCGAAUCCCUCUUUGUCCUGGAUGUUCACAGCAACCUGGAGGCACAGUUUGCCAUUGCAGAAGAAAAGCUGCGGCUCUCCCUCGCUCUGCAAAGCCUGUCUCGGGUGGCCUUGGCUUCCUCCUCCCUCGGGACGUUUGACGAGCUUCCACUGAAAGGAGUUUUGGCAGAUAUUAUUCAUGUGGCUUAUGUGCCAUCGAUCAACAGGGUGCUGCGCGGAGGGGUCCCCCUGCCCGACCUGCUGGGCAUCACCUACCAGCGGGCGAACAUCAGCGGGUUCGAGAAUGCUCUAGUGCUGGACGUGCCCCUCACAGAGACCUGA